This is a messenger RNA of Aspergillus steynii IBT 23096, 1488 nucleotides long. Its product is annotated as putative cytochrome P450 oxygenase. The coding region runs from base 1 to 1488 and encodes 495 amino acids. Gene Ontology annotation, molecular function: monooxygenase activity; heme binding; oxidoreductase activity, acting on paired donors, with incorporation or reduction of molecular oxygen. The transcript is spliced from 5 exons. The record is from RefSeq and is a predicted model, not a curated record. NCBI's taxonomy places the organism in Eukaryota, Fungi, Ascomycota, Eurotiomycetes, Eurotiales, Aspergillaceae.
AUGCAGCUCUCCAUAUCCUCUCUCUGGGCAUUCCUGGGGCUUUUGACCCUCUACCUCGUCGUGCGGAGUAUCUAUCGUCUCUACUUCGACCCCCUCAGCCAUAUCCCCGGACCCAAGCUGUCGAUUCUCACCGAUCUCUAUGAAUUCUACUAUGAUUUAGUCUUAGGCGGAAGGUUCCUCUUCCAUAUGGAAAAAUGGCACGAACAAUACGGCCCAAUCGUCCGCAUCAACUAUCGCGAGGUGCACAUUAUCGACCCCGAGUUCUAUGACGAGAUAUACGCCGGCGGCAUUCGCCGACGAGACAAGGACCCGAAGUUCAUCACCGGGUUCGGUCUGCCCACAUCGAUGGUGGCCACGGUAGGCCACGAUCACCACCGGUUCCGACGCAACAUCCUCAACAACUUCUUCUCCCGACGCUCCGUGCAGGAGCUAUCGCCGAUGAUCGAGCUUCGCGUGCAGCAGCUCGUGCAGCGCCUAGAAGAAUUCCACCACGACCAGACGCCGGUUUGCCUGGACGAUGCCUAUGCCGCGCUCACCUCGGACAUCAUCACGCACUACUGCUACGGCCGCAGCUGGGGCUAUUUAGAAACCAAGAACUUCCACAGCGACGUGCGCGAAGUGCUCAAGGACGUGACUGGCUUCGUACAUAUCAAUCGAUGCUUUCCGUGGUUCACGGGGCUAAUGCGCAUGGUCCCCGAACGGUUGAUGCGUUUCAUGCAGCCCGGCAAGCGGGUGAUGUUCGAUAUCCAGAGGGCCAUCUAUCAGCAUGCUCUAGAGGAAGGGACCGAGCCUCUGACGAAGGGAGAGAAGCCGCAGCGAGCCAAUAUGUUUGAGCAGCUGAACGACCCGAGCCUUCCGGCAGAGGAACGCACGCUCCAGCGGCUACAGGAAGAGGGCAUCACGCUGCUGUCGGCGGGCACAGAGACCACAGCUCGAGCGCUGACGGUGGCUACGUAUCACCUUGCUCGUGAUAACGAGAUUGUGCAGAAGUUGCGCUCGGAGCUGAAGACAGUACUCCCGACUCCCACGAGCCGGGCGACGUGGACUGAGCUGGAGAAGCUGCCCUACCUGACAGCUGUCGUCCAUGAGGCCCUCCGCACUGCAUUCGGGCUUGUUAUUCGACUGCCUCGCGUAGCGCCCACGGAGGUCCUCCAGUAUAAAGACUAUACAAUCCCACCCGGAACGCCCGUCAGCUCAUCUGCAUACUUCAUCCACCGUGAUCCCAACAUCUUCCCUGAGCCGGAGAAAUUCAAGCCGGAGCGAUGGAUCCGCAACGGGGAGUUUGAUCGAGGCCUGACGCGGUAUAUCGUCUCUCUCGCUUAUUUGGAACUCUACAUGGCGUUCGCGUACCUGUUGCGACGAUUCGACUUUGAUUUGCACGAGACGGGGCCAGCGAAUGUGCGAAUCACGAGGAACAUGGGGGUGGGAUUUACCGAUAACUAUGACUUCAAGGUUAGUGCCAAGGUGGUGGGGAUGGUGCAGGAUUGA